AUGGCUGCAGUUACCGCGGCGACAAGGUGGUGGAGGCUGCUGCUGGUGCUGAGCGCCGCGGGGUUAGGGACCGUGGGCGCCCCGCAGCCCCCCAACAUCGUGCUAAUGCUCAUGGACGACAUGGGCUGGGGUGACCUGGGGGUGAACGGAGAACCUUCCAGAGAGACCCCAAAUUUGGACCGGAUGGCCGCAGAAGGCACGCUCUUCCCCAGCUUCUACUCGGCCAACCCCCUGUGCUCACCAUCCCGAGCAGCUCUGCUCACAGGACGCCUGCCCAUUCGCAACGGCUUCUACACCACCAACGGGCACGCCCGGAACGCAUACACACCCCAGGACAUCGUGGGGGGCAUUCCAGAUUCGGAGCGCCUCCUGCCCGAGCUCCUGAAGGAGGCCAGCUAUGCCACCAAGAUUGUUGGCAAGUGGCACCUGGGUCACAGGCCCCAGUUCCACCCCCUGAAGCACGGCUUUGACGAGUGGUUUGGAUCCCCCAACUGUCACUUUGGACCUUACGACAACAGGGCCAAGCCCAACAUCCCUGUGUACAGGGACUGGGAGAUGGUCGGCAGAUUUUAUGAAGAAUUCCCAAUUAAUUUGAAGACCGGGGAAGCCAACCUCACCCAGAUCUACUUGCAGGAAGCCCUAGACUUCAUCAAGAGGCAGCAGUCUCAGCAUCGCCCCUUCUUCCUCUACUGGGCCAUCGAUGCUACGCAUUCACCUGUCUACGCCUCCAAGCCUUUCCUGGGGACCAGUCAGAGAGGGCGGUAUGGGGAUGCUGUGCGAGAGGUCGAUGACAGUGUCGGGCAGAUCCUGCAGCUGCUCCGGGGCCUGCGCAUCGCAGAGCACACACUCGUGUUUUUCACAUCUGACAAUGGCGCUGCCCUCGUUUCUGCCCCCAAACAAGCUGGUAGUAACGGCCCCUUUCUGUGCGGGAAGCAGACCACCUUCGAAGGGGGUGUGCGGGAGCCAGCAAUCGCGUGGUGGCCCGGGCAUAUCCCCGCGGGACAGGUGAGCCACCAGCUGGGCAGCCUGAUGGACCUUUUCACCACCAGCCUGUCCCUUGCAGGCCUGGAGCCACCCAGUGACAGGGAGAUCGAUGGCCUGGACCUGCUCCCUGUCCUCCUGCAGGGCAAGCUGAUUGACAGGCCUAUCUUUUAUUACCGUGGCAAUGAGCUGAUGGCCGCCACUGUGGGACAGUAUAAGGCCCACUUCUGGACCUGGACCAAUUCCUGGGAAGAGUUCAGACAGGGCAUCAAUUACUGCCCAGGGCAGAACAUCUCGGGAGUCACGACCCACACCCAGGAGGAGCACACGUCACUGCCUCUGCUGUUCCACCUGGGACGAGACCCCGGGGAGCGCUACCCCCUCAGCUUCGUCAGUGCCGAGUACCAGGAUGCCCUCCUGAGGAUCACCCCAGCCGUCUGGCAGCACCGCAAGGCCCUCGUGCCUGGGCAGCCCCAGCUCAACGUGUGCAACCCAGCUGUCAUGAACUGGGCACCCCCGGGCUGUGAAAAGCUAGGGAAGUGUCUGACGCCUCCGGAAUCUGUCCCUGAGAAGUGCUCCUGGCCCCAUUAGCACCUGCUGAACCCAGGCCAGUGCCCAGGGUGGGAAGGCUCUGUCUGCCUGGAUCUGAAGCUGCCCUGCCCUGCACUCCCAAGGCCGACAGAGGACCAGCAAGGCUGGAGUCGCCCAGGACCUGGCCCUGAAACCA
This is a messenger RNA of Trichechus manatus latirostris (Florida manatee), 1708 nucleotides long. It is a transcript of the gene GALNS, whose product is annotated as galactosamine (N-acetyl)-6-sulfatase. The coding region runs from base 1 to 1572 and encodes 523 amino acids. The record is from RefSeq and is a predicted model, not a curated record. Gene Ontology annotation, molecular function: arylsulfatase activity; N-acetylgalactosamine-6-sulfatase activity. The transcript has 14 exons. Lineage: Eukaryota; Metazoa; Chordata; Mammalia; Sirenia; Trichechidae.